AUGCCGUGGCUCGGGUGGUUGUUCGUCUACGCUUUCGCCCUCUUCUUCUUUUCCAUCAGUCGGUGUCUGGCUCUACCGGCGCUGCUCGAUAUGUACGGAAGCCCGAAGGACAAUACUGUAGUCGUGAGGGCCUUGGUGUUGAGCGUUGGCUUCCUGGAAGACGUCGUCUGCGCCACUUAUUUUGCAACGAUACUGUGGUUCUUCGACACCGUUCGAAGCUCGUUGGCAAAGCGCGCUUGGGCAUCGAAUGGAAUGGCAAUCAGAACGGCUGGAGCAAUAGCAGCGUUUGUGAUCUCGUGGCUGUUGUGUUUUGUCGUGAUAGCUCCACCCGUCACGGACCUGAUGCUCGUCGUGUACAAGCAUAUGAGGUUCUCGUUUGGCUUGUCGGCUACAUUGUUUCGAGAGAAAGACCAUCUCAAAGCUGCUCCGAUUUCUACUCAGGAAGUCUACGCAGCUUACGGGACUGCAGGGUUCCUCGUUGUUAUCGCCACCUUCUUUGCACUUGUGCGUGUACUAAGUAGCUGGGCUGACCUAGCAAUGUGGAAUCCGACGCAACUUUUGCAAGCGCCAGUGCGUUUCAUGAACUCGAAAGCCAGUGAGAACACUUCAGCAGCGAAAUCGGCACGGGGCGUGAUGUAUGAAGCAGUGGCUCUGGAGGAUGAAUUUGUUGAUAGCCCUGCUGAUGCAGAGACCACCGAAACCGUCUCGCCAUCGAGUGGUGAAAGCGUGCAACGAAGAGUUAAGUGCUACUAUGCUCUGCGAGCUACUACCGUUGUCUUGGGACUUGUGGUUCUCCCGUCGAUGGUAAUGGUACUUUGUAGUGCGUGCUCCCCUCUGGUCGCAUAUGUAGCGCUGAAUGCAACGCUGAACGAGCUGUUUAGGCAGGCGUUUCAGCCUUCCCUCAUAUACGUGGAGCCUACAAAUGUCAAUGGCGAGCAGCCGUGGACAGAGAAAUACAUCGAUGCCACAGAGCUGCAUGAGCUUUACGGAAACAACACAUUGUACCGACGCACUUCGGGCUUCCAAGGUGACCUGGCGUUCAACGUCAGUGUCGACGCCGCCGAUCCGCCGAACGUGCUGAUCAUUGCAGUCGAGUCGUUUCGGUUUCGCGAUUCGCGCUAUCUCGUGGGCGAAGAGGACCCGUCGGACUUGUUCAAGAGCACGAACAUGACGAUCACUCCGAACUUUGAUCGAUGGGCAAGACGCGGCGUGGCGCUACGCAAUAUUUGGUCGAGUUAUCCCACAAGUCGCUCGUUGGAAAGUAUCCUGUUUGCACAGGUUCCUUACCAAAGCAGUGUAAAGACUGGUAUCACUGGAGGAAGGAUGUUCACAGAGCUUUCAGGUGUGCCGCAGCUCUUCGCCGGGAAAGGGUAUGAGACGUUUUUCACCACAGGAUCUUCUAUAACCCUGGACGACUGGACUACAUUUCUCACGUACCAUGGCUUUCGUACCGUGUGGGAAGUCAAUGAAAUGAAAGCGUUGGCAGAGCAAAAGCUCGGUAUCCGUCGCCGUGACUGGGAAGGUAACGAAAAGCGAGGAUUCUACUGGGGCGUUCACGACGAUCUUAGUUUUAAGCUUCUGGGCGAUUUAUUUGUGGAAAAGAAACAAGAACAGAAAGAGAGGUUGGCUCGAGGAAAGUCGAAGCUGCCUUUGUUUCUGACACACUACACUAUCUCGAGUCAUGGGCCAUUUGAGUGGCCGAAAUGGUAUGAGGAUGCCGACAAGCCUGAUUUCACCGAGUUGCUUGUAGGAGAAAAGCACACGGACAGAAUCGAAAGUUACAUGAAUGUGAGGUACUUUACUGAUAUGGAGUUGGGUAAAUUCAUGGACCGUAUGGAGACGGAGGGUAUACUUAACGACACUAUCGUUGUCAUCGUUGGGGACCACGGUCAAGGACCUGAGAAUAACUUCCCGAACUCAAUGGAGGAGUCGAUGACACGUGUGCCAGCUGCCAUCAUUGCCGAGGGCCGACUCGGUGAUGAUGUGGGGACAGUGAUUGAUGAUGCUGCAGAGCAUUACGACCUUCUCAACACGCUUGCCGAUAUCACGGGAUUGCCAGAGGGAGGGUUGCAGCAAGAUGGCGUCGGGCGAUCUCUUAAACGCAAGAUCCCAUUUGGUAAACGAGCAGUGUACAGUAACGAUCCUUUGCGAAGAAUGUCCAUUGUCCGUGGUCAUCAGCGUCUCCGAUAUGACGAAGUGAGCGAGGGUAUGAUGCUGCAUGACACUGAGACUGACUACCACAUGACUACGGAUUUACUGCCAAGUCUGACCGCCAAGGAGCUGGCUGAAUGGAUAGCUAUGCGAGACGAUGGUCGUCGCAUUGCUGCUUACUACAAAAAGCGCUGGGAUGAAGAUUGCUUGCUUGCUGUUGAGUGCAACCCCUGA
Molecule: messenger RNA, 2385 nt
Organism: Hyaloperonospora brassicae
Lineage: Eukaryota; Oomycota; Peronosporomycetes; Peronosporales; Peronosporaceae
Source: the annotation of a GenBank genome assembly